AUGGCAAUCUCUUUACUCUGUCUUUUACUCAUCACCUUCGUUUCGUUAAUCUUUGUCGCCAAGAAGAUCAAACGCUCUAAAUGGAAUCUUCCUCCAAGCCCUCCUACGUUUCCGGUCAUCGGAAACUUGCACCAGAUCGGAAAAUUGCCACACAGAUCACUUCAACAUCUAGCCGAAAGAACCGGACAUGUUAUGCUUCUUUACUUUGGUUCUGUCCCUGUAACUGUAAUCUCAUCGAAAGAAGCAGCUGAAGAAGUGCUUAAAACUCAUGACCUGGACUGUUGUAGCAGGCCUAAGCUUUAUGGAUCAAGGCUUAUCUCUCGGGGUUUUAAAGAUAUCGGUUUUACGCCAUACGGUGAAGAGUACAAAGAGCGACGUAAGUUCUUGGUGCGUGAGCUUUUCGCUUUGAAAAAGGUUCAGUCUUUCAGAUAUAUUAGAGAGGAAGAAUGUAACUUUAUGGUCAAGAAACUGUCGGAAUCUGCUGCGGAUCAAUCUCCAGUAGAUUUGAGCAAAACCCUUUUCUCGCUACCUGCGAGUAUCGUAUUUAGAGUUGCUUUUGGACAAAGUUUCCAUGAGAGCAAGUUUAUUGAUAAAGACAAGGUCGAUGAGCUUGUGUUUGAAACCGAGACAGCUCAAGCUAGCUUCCUUUGCUCUGAUUUCUUCCCCUUUGCCGGACUUGGAUGGCUCGUUGAUCGGCUUUCCGGGCAACACAAAAGGCUCAACGAUGUUUUCUUGAAGCUUGAUGCUCUGUUUCAAAGUGUGAUCGAUGAUCAUUUGAAUACUGGAAGAUCGAAAGAGCAAAGAGAUAUCGUUGAUAUAAUGUUAGACGUAAUGCAUAAACAAGGCAAAAAUGAUUCCUUGAAGCUUUCAAUAAAUCAUAUCAAAGGAUUUCUCACGAAUAUAUUUAUCGCAGGGAUAGACACAGGAGCUAUUACAAUGAUAUGGGCGAUGACGGAACUCGCUAGAAACUCGAAACUGAUGAAGAAAGUUCAAGGCGAGAUCCGAGACGGCCUUGGCAACAAUAAGGAGAGAAUCACCGAAGAAGAUAUCGAUAAAGUUCCUUACUUGAACCUCGUGAUCAAGGAAACAUUCAGAUUACACCCUGCAGUUCCUCUUCUACUCCCAAGGGAAACAAUGGCUCACAUCAAGGUUCAAGGCUAUGAUAUUCCUCGCAAGAGACGGAUCUUGGUUAACGUUUGGGCGAUAGGAAGAGAUCCUAAACUCUGGACAAACCCGGAAGAGUUUAACCCCGAUAGGUUUAUCGAUAAUCCUUUGGAUUACAGAGGACAACAUUUUGAGCUCUUACCAUUUGGGUCUGGUCGAAGGAUAUGUCCCGGGAUGGCGAUGGGGAUGGCUACUGUUGAAUUGGGACUCUUGAACUUACUUUACUUCUUCGACUGGAAGUUGCCUGAUGGGAUGACACAUAAUGAUAUCGAUACAGAAGAAGCUGGUACUCUUACAAUCGUCAAGAAAGUACCUCUCAGGCUCGUCCCAGUUCGAGUUUACUGA
Arabis nemorensis is the source of this 1509-nucleotide messenger RNA. The record is from the annotation of a GenBank genome assembly. Lineage: Eukaryota; Viridiplantae; Streptophyta; Magnoliopsida; Brassicales; Brassicaceae.